Molecule: messenger RNA, 1725 nt
Organism: Lingula anatina
Lineage: Eukaryota; Metazoa; Brachiopoda; Lingulata; Lingulida; Lingulidae
Product: alpha-1,3-mannosyl-glycoprotein 4-beta-N-acetylglucosaminyltransferase-like protein MGAT4E
Biological process (GO): protein N-linked glycosylation
Molecular function (GO): acetylglucosaminyltransferase activity
Source: RefSeq, a predicted model, not a curated record
GAUACCCGUCAAUGUAAACUUGAAAAUCUGACCGUCUUCCGGAAGACCCAGAAGACGGCCUAAAUCCGCCCCUGGCAAGUUUGUGUUAAACACAGUGAAGAGAAAGAAGGAACGUUAAGCUGUUCAUGGUUUCAAUCAUAAUUCCACCACAACAAAAAUGCAUUAGAUAUGCGGUAGGAUGCACUUGCAAAAAUGAAGAUAAUAUCGAUGUUUUUUGUGACAGUGGCUACACUCUAUGUAAUAUGGAUGUUGAAUUUACUCCGGAGAUACUACUUUAAAUGGGAAAAAACUAAUGGGAAUUUUGCCCGUGAGGGACCCAUUCCUAGCGGCACCGUGGUUCUUCCUUUGUCUUACUGGAGCCACAGCGCAAAACUCCAAGUGGUUGGCAGGCAGAGGGCUAUUAAAGGUUUUCAGACUAUUGGCAUCCUGAUGAAUGAAAAAGAUGGCAAAGAUAAAAUUAUGAGAACAAUAAAUUCACUGAUAGAGGAGACCACAGAAAAAGAUCAAAUGGAAACAGUUGUUCUCAUAUUUCUGUCAGUGGACCAAAGCAGCAAUUUUCAAAUAUUAAAGGAAAUCAUAUCAAUGUUUCCAACCUAUAUGAGCAGUGGAUUCUUACAGGUUAUAUACAGAACAAAUCCUUCUGACACAAAUGCCACUUCCACUCUAGAAUCAUGGCAAAAGGAUAAUAUUGACUAUGGCAUGUUAAUAAUGUUUGCUCAGAGAUUUAUAUUUUCAAAGUAUUUCUUAUUUCUUGAAUAUAAUGUAACUUGUUCACCAGGUUUUGUUUUCACUAUGAAAAUGGACGUAGAGUUUUACUCAAAACUACCUUGGAUGAUGCUGCAGUUUUCGCAGUUAAAACUUGCAGGAAGGUUUUAUCAUUACCAUGAUCUGCAUAAACUGUUGAACUACUUGUGGAUAUUUCAUCAAAAGCUGCCCCCUGAAGCCUUGGUUGAACUAUUUGUAGAUAUAAGAGGAAAUGCAAAAAGCACUGGUGUACGAAAAAGGAACUUAUUUCAGUAUCAACUUGAAGAAAACUUGAUUGGUGCAUCGGCAACCUGAGCUGCAAACUAUGAAUUCUGCAAAUAUUCUUUUUUUCACUUCUAUUUUCAUUAAAAAGCCCUUACGAAAAGGUCCUAUAGGAUCCUAUAAGAUCCAAUAGGAUUCUAUGUGAAAUUGGCCCAAUUUCAUACAGGAUUCUAUAGGAUCUUAUUGGUUUUAUGCAAUCUUGCAUUUUGGAAAUGAAGCUACGAAAACUGGUUUGCAGCUCCCUGAUCUUUGCAAAUUUGGCCAAAAUUCAGGUUUUGUCAGUAAAUAAGGCAACAUUUCUACAUUAAUAUUCUCUGUUGAAAUGCUUUGAAAUUAGUAAAAUACUCUGAAAAAAUUGGUUUUUUGUUUUGCACAAAAGUUGCAUUUGCUGAGUGUGGAAUAAGCCUUUCAAAAGUUCUUUAAUUGUUCGUUUGUUUUCAAAAUUACUGUCAGUUUUCAUUCCAGUAUAUAUUUUAAAGAAAUUUCAAAAGUUGCAUUCAUCCUACAUAAAAUUAUUAAUUAUUAACAUGAUUUGUGAUAGAUAUUAACAUCAGUACUCCCUACAAACCAUUGGCUUUGCAGACUUACAAGGGAGAGCAGGUGGGUGUCAGGCAAUUAAGUCUUGCAAAGAUUGUUCAGUAAUUACAGGGUACAACUCUGAUAUGUUCAAUGUAUAUUCUACUGACAACUGCCAAAUAA